AUGAAAUUGUUUACCUUUCUCUUUCAAGUACCUUUACUCCUCGGUGAUAGCCAAGGAGCAAAUAAUUCCAUCAAAACCAUCUAUCAAUUCCCGCAACCAGUCUUCAUCGAGAAUAUCCACACUCGAGAUAAUGGUCACCUAUUACUUAGUACUCUCGCAAAUGGUACUUUGGUAACGAUUGAUCCUGUAGCCGCGACGCCAUCACCAGUUCCAGUUGUUACUAUCAGCGAUAGCCCUAGCUAUGCUCUCACAGGCAUAGCAACAAUUGACAGAAACCUCUACGCCGUAAGUGGUGGUAUACAUUUACCGUACGCCUUUGUAAAUGACAGUAUGAGCAUUUAUGCCGUAUCUAUACCAGAGAACCCACAUGACGGCAGCGCAGGAGUCAUUGAUACCAUCCCCAUCACCAAUCCCAACAGACAACUACUGAACGGAAUGGCCGCAUUGCCAGCCACACCAUGGGUAGUACUGAGUGCCGAGUCCCUCUGUGGCUGUAUCUAUCGCACCAAUACCCGUACCCGAGCCUUCGAUAUUGCAUUUUCGGAUCCAGCAUUUGCUUCAACCAACUCUGAACUGCCAGUUGGGAUAAACGGUAUCCAGAUACGUCACAACUAUGUAUACUUCACCAACUCGGAUCAAGGAACCUUUGGCCGCGUAAAGAUCAAUCGUGAUGGUAGCAAAGCGGGGAAAGUUGAGGUGAUUGCGAAAUACCAGGGUACAUUAAGUCUUACUGCUGCGUAUGAUGACUUUACGUUUGAUGAUGAAGGAAAUGCAUAUGUGGCAUCACACCCUAACUCCGUGGUGAAGAUCACCCCGCAUGGAGUACAGACGACAAUUGCAGGUGGUGGUAACAGUACGCUUCUUUUGGGUCCGACUGCACUGACAAUAUCGCGAGAUGGGAAGUUUAUUUAUGUUGUUACUGGAGGUACAAGUACGGUACCUAGUGGUGGCCAGAUCGUUCGAAUAUCGAUUUGA
Sclerotinia borealis F-4128 is the source of this 975-nucleotide messenger RNA. The record is from the annotation of a GenBank genome assembly. NCBI's taxonomy places the organism in Eukaryota, Fungi, Ascomycota, Leotiomycetes, Helotiales, Sclerotiniaceae.